Messenger RNA from Humulus lupulus (European hop), 1310 nucleotides. RefSeq names its product E3 ubiquitin-protein ligase CHIP. The transcript has 8 exons. Gene Ontology annotation, molecular function: ubiquitin protein ligase activity; protein-folding chaperone binding. Lineage: Eukaryota; Viridiplantae; Streptophyta; Magnoliopsida; Rosales; Cannabaceae. Gene Ontology annotation, cellular component: cytoplasm. Gene Ontology annotation, biological process: proteasome-mediated ubiquitin-dependent protein catabolic process; cellular response to misfolded protein; protein polyubiquitination. The record is from RefSeq and is a predicted model, not a curated record. The coding region runs from base 204 to 1046 and encodes 280 amino acids.
UUUUUUUUUUUAUAAAAUCCGAAAGAAAUGAAAAAUCAAAAUUCGUCAACUGGGUCUGGGUAGUUUCUCCUUGGUUUCGUCUACAAAGCUCCUGAAUCUUUAAUUAUUGCCCUAAUUUUUCCAUACAGUUUGGGGAAGAUCAUCCUUUUCGUUUUCGUAGAGGAUCAUCUGGCGAAGGAGUCGUAGAAAGAAAAAGAAAAGAAAUGGGGCCGGGUGUGGGUUUGUCUCCGGCCAAACAAGCGGAGCAACUUAGGAAAGACGGGAAUCAUUACUUCAAAAAAGGUCGUUUUGGAGCCGCCAUAGAUGCUUAUACUGCGGCAAUUACCCUUUGUCCAAAUGUGCCUGUAUAUUUGACGAAUCGUGCUCUAUGCCAUCUCAAGCGGAAUGAAUGGACAAAAGUAGAAGAUGAUUGUCGAAAAGCUAUUCAGCUUGACAAAGGCUCAGCUAAGGGCCAUUAUAUGUUGGGACUUGCUUUAAUGGAGAGGAAAGAACAUGCAGAAGGAAUUAGGGAAUUGGAGAAGGCUUUGGACCUUGGGAGGGGUGCUGACCCCAACAGUAAUAUGGUGGAGGAGAUUUGGCAAGAGCUUGCAAAAGCAAAAUACACGGAGUGGGAGCAUGCAUCUACGAAGCGUUCAUGGGAAUUGCAAAAUUUGAAAGAAGCUUGUGAAAUCGCACUCAAACAGAAAUACUCCCUUGAUGAUUAUGAAACAGAGGGGUUUCUUGAUGAAGCUUCUGCAUCUCUAAUUAAGCAGUUAAAGACUUUAGAAAGAGUUUUCCAGAUAGCUCAAGAUGCAGACACACUACAAGAGGUGCCAGAUUACCUAUGUUGUAAAAUUACACUAGAUAUAUUCCGUGAUCCGGUCAUCACUCCUAGUGGCCUUACAUACGAGCGAUCUAUUAUUAUGGAGCAUAUCUCAAAGGUGGGUAAAUUUGAUCCAAUUACACGCGAGCCGCUUGAUGAAGAGCAGCUAGUUCCAAACUUAGCCAUAAAGGAAGCUGUUCAAGCCUUUUUGGGUAAACAUGGUUGGGCUUAUAGGACAGACUGAAAAAAGGUUGACAUCUCCUUUGGCGCCUGUGGAGUUGACAGCCUUUUAAAGUUCAGCGUGUGUUUUCUGGUUGUAGUUCGAGUCUCUGAAGCGUCGGGUAACUGGUGUCUUUCCUUUUUAGUCUUUAAUAUGGGGCUUUGAUUGCAAUCAUACUCAAGGUCAUGCAUAUGUAUUUGUACAGAAUAUAUUCUUAGAACCGAUUACCUAGCAGCUUGUACAGAUUUGGUGAACUUUUCUAUUUGAUGAGCAAGUAUUAUAAGAUCA